This is a messenger RNA of Cavenderia fasciculata, 1179 nucleotides long. RefSeq lists its product as uncharacterized. The transcript has 3 exons. The record is from RefSeq and is a predicted model, not a curated record. The coding region runs from base 1 to 1179 and encodes 392 amino acids. NCBI's taxonomy places the organism in Eukaryota, Evosea, Eumycetozoa, Acytosteliales, Cavenderiaceae.
AUGUGUGAUACUACAAUGAAUACCAACAACAACACCAACAAAAACACCUCCACCUCUACGACUAGCACCAGUGCUCCAUAUCAUGUCCAUAGUUUGGCUGAUAACUGGAGCAAGCUCCAACCAAUCCUCGAAAAGGUUAUACUCAAAAAUAAUAUUCCUGGAGGUCUAGACAGAGGCAUGGAUAUCAUCACAUCCUGGUUUGAAACUAUAUCAAAGAGUUCCGAUAAAAUUAAUAUAUUUAAAAGCAUAGUUGGUUUAAUUCCAGAUGAAGAUAGAAAAGGAACGACAACAACAUCAAGAUUAAGUUAUUCAACAUCAUCAAUAUCAGAUUUAAUUGAAAAGGAAGAAUUUGAAAAGAAGAGAUUGUCCAGUCCCGACGAUGAAUAUGAUUUUAGAAACAAGAGAAUGAAGGUUUCCAGACUGCUCUGCAAUGAAGAUAUAAACUCGUCAUCGGUCGGCGACAAGUCUGACGAAGAAAACUCUGACGGCCCCGAAUAUGAUGAAGAAAACUCUAGCCUUGAAAGCAACUCGCCCAACGGUGGCGCCGCCGACGAAUAUGGAGGCAGCGACUCUGAACUGCAAAUUGACGAAGCCGACUUUGCCGCACAAAAGGGAAGAAAGACUCUGGAAAUGUCCGGAGGCAGCGUACCACACCAAUCCAAGAUGGGUGCUCCCAACAAGAAUAACUCGGCCACUGGUGGUGCCAACGCCAGCCUCUCGCCAUCACCCAAGCAACUCAUGAUCAUCCGCGAAAAGAUGCUCGAUGCCGCCGCCAUGAACAUGGAGCGCCACGCCAUGAUGAGCAGUGCCUCUGAGAAUAGCAGCUCGUCGCCGGAAGCCUCCCCCACCAUGCCACCCCGUCGUGGCCGUCUCCCCUCAUCCGCACCCCUCAUGUCGCUCCAGUCCCGGGGCCAUUCAUUUCCAUUCUCGCGAGACUCCCACGUUCCCGAGCAACCAGCCAUUCGAUUUCCCCAGGAUGACAUGGCCAGCCUCCUCUGGGCUGCCGAGAUUAAGCAACGAGAGACUGACCCAUCCGAGCCAGAGAUUAUUCAACAGCCUUCCUCCUCUUCGUCUUCAUCUGCCACCUCCACCUCCAAUUCCUCCUCGACCAGCAUCAAACCAAAAUACACCUCAAUGAUUCUAUCCCCUCCAAAACAAACUGCUGUUCCAACUAGAUAA